AUGGAUUUUCGUGGCCUGAAUCGUUUAAACAUUUUUGUAAACAUAUUAUCGGGCAAUUUCUUACCGAUGACGAGUAAGGAAACGAAACUGACGGUUCUUUUCAAAAUCUAUUCGAUCGUCGUUUGGUUAAUAGAAUUAGUAUACCUGGCCGCUUGUAUUUUGGGACUUUUCUGUGUCCCAAAGGAAAAAGCGUUAAGGGACAGUACAAUAAACCUAAUCGUCCUGUUCGAAACGAUAGUGUUAUCAGUUUACUUGCACAACCGUAAGACUUUGUUACGUGAGUUGAUUGGAAAGUUGAACAAUCUCAUCGAAGGCAACGAAAUGCUUCAAGACAUGACGGUUCGUACAGUAAAGCCGAUAGUGAGGCCGUUGACAAUUUAUACAAUUGCCAAUACCACUGCAGUUACCGUUUGGAUAGCGUUGCCACUUCUCGAAAUUUUCCGGAAAGAUCAGUUCUAUUAUUCCGAUUACGGAGUACCAGCCGCUAUAUCCAACGAGCCUUUCUCAACCGGCAUUUUCAUCGGCGGCGUUGUCCUGCAGAUCCUUGGCGCCGCGUGUACGAUAAUCAGAAAGAUCGGCUUGGACUUGUACACGAUGCACUUCAUUAUUUUAAUGACGGCGCAGUACAAGUAUCUGAGAAUCAAAAUUGCAACGAUAUUUCAACAGGAGCCGGGAACUUUGCACAUCGACAUUGUUAAACGGAACAUCUCGCCCGGAGAUAAAGGAACGGUGAAACAUGAAAUGAGAUUGUUAACCCGCCAUUAUGAAACUGUGGUCGAGAUGGCUGUCAUGUUGAGGAAAUUGCUUUCCCCAAAUAUUGGAUUUCUUUAUAUAGAAUACGUUUUCCGGUUCUGCUUCAUGAGUUUUAUGCUCGUGACGAGUAUUGGAUUCUUUCCUGAAAAAUGUUUAGUUACAAUGUAUACGCUUGGUGCACUGAUGCAAUUUUACAUAUUAUGCUACUCUAUUCAAGAGUUAAUCGAAGCGAGUGAAACUGUAACGGACGAUGUAAUACACGAGAAGUGGUAUUUUCACGACGUAUCAUUACAACGCGCAAUUAUUAUGAUGAUUUUGACCAAUAAACUAGAGUGCAAAUUAUGUAGUCUUCAAAGUAUUGAUUUAACUUUACCGUCUUUCAUGUCGGUAAGUUUUUUUUUUAACAAUGAAAAUAUAAUACUUUUACUCGAUAAAUAAUCAAAUCCGUGAUAUUAUGUAAUAUUAUCAGAGGUAAAUAGAAUAAUUAUAUGUUGGUAUACGUAUUUUAAAAAUGUGAGAGUAAUAUAGAAAUGAUAUGAAAUAUGAAUUAUAUGUGAAAUAAGGCAUAACGAGAGACUAUACGAGAUCGAAAUAACUCCCCCCAAUAUGAAUAAUUAUCAAGGAUUGUUACCUAAAAUAUUUAUUUCAACUGAUUAGAAAAAACUGAAAAUUUUCUUCAAAGUAAUUUCUUUUUAAAUACAUGGCACAGUGAAGAAUAAUGAUCUGAUAUAAAUGGUUCUUCAAUGUGGAAAAAUUAAAAAACUAGCUAAGUUAAUGAAAAUUAAGUCAAAUUAUAUAUCUUUUUAAUUAAAUAUUUAAAUCAUAAUAUUUUUCGAUGUUUGAUGUUGCUUCCAGAUUUAUGAAGUAUAUCGGAUAAAUAUAUAAAAUAUUUUUAUUCUUAAAAAUUCUUGGGGACAGAGGAGAAUUCCAAAUAUAAACCUUUAGCUUCGGGUAUUUAUUAAUUUUCGAGGUUUUAUUUAUUAAUAAAUAGGAAAACUUCACUUUCAUCCCUUCAAAAUCCCGUAUUGGUGGAAUUUAGCUGGAAGCCACAGAAUGUUUAUCAAUUAUAUUGUUUGGGCAUUAUAUCCCCGAAAGUAAAAUUAAUCAGACGUGUUAAUUGUCAAAUCUUUUGGAAUUAAACGUAAAUCAACCAACAUGAGCGAUUUACAAUUCAGAAUAUAUUUAAAAUUACCAUUUUUUUAAUUUAACUUUAUUUUAAUUCAAAGUUUCUUCUAUCAAUUGCUAACAAUUGUAUGACAUUUCUUUUUUAUUUAUUCCUGUUUAUAAAGUAUACCAGCAUGAUUUAAUCAAUUUACUUUUGAAACACUUUACAUGAAUAUCUAAUUAAUCACCGUCUACUUAAUUGUAACUUUAUUAACAUAUGUUUUCGUAGGUCUUAAAUCAAGCAUAUUCGAUAUGCUUAUUGUUUCUAAAAGCAAGACAAAACUAA
Heterotrigona itama is the source of this 2203-nucleotide messenger RNA. Lineage: Eukaryota; Metazoa; Arthropoda; Insecta; Hymenoptera; Apidae. The record is from the annotation of a GenBank genome assembly.